AUCAUCCAAAAUGCAAGACACCAAUGAACUUCACUAUUAAAUCUUAGGCCACACGACAAGUGUCGUACAUUCCUCACGGGAAAACCGUCUACACAGAAAAAAACUUUACGAUCUCUUGCGGCUACUUUAUGCAAGAAAUUCAUGUUGAUUAUCACCAUGUUAUGUCAAUUUUUUCUGUGCAGCACGGCAGCUAAUCUGGCAAGUGGAAGAUCUGAAGUGGAAAAUUUUGCAUUCGAAGGGCGACGAAGACCAAAAGUCCCCGGCUCAGUUACACGGGUUGUUGAUCCCACAAAAGACGGCGAAAGCAAUUUUCGAACUUGCAACAUUGCAAAAUGGUUUCGCAAGCGCCAAGAGCCAAAAAGCUCAUUUAAUCAGAAUUAGGUUUAAUAACAACAAGAGUUUUAAUCAAACUGGGCGUUUCGAUAUCGGACAAUUGGCGGUUCGGUGGCGGGAUACCAGGUUACGCAACCAGGAGGAAGAGUUGCAAGUGGAAGGUAUCGCUUUCAGCGGAACCACAGGUAUCGAAUGACAUCGGGCGGCUUCUUAUAUAUGCCCAAGGCGUCAGGGCCACUGCAAGCAUUUGCAACCGACAACCAUAUUGAGCAGCAUGUUCAGGUUUUUUCACCUCGACAUCCUGGUCAGCCUGAUCAGCCUGAUCGGCUAUUUUGCAUUGAUAAACGCCCAGCAGCAAUCCCACCAGCAGGAGAUUUCGCGGAUACAACUCCACCCAUCAUGGCUGUACUCGAUGCCCUGGCGUCCUUUGAUCCUGCCCACAGCCAGUCCUUCACUGCCUUCUCUGACGGCGCUGGCUCAACUGAGUCCUGGCUACACGGGCCCGCAGACCUUUCCGCCAGUUCCACAGGAUCAACGCCAACAGACGCAGCAAUAUCAACAACAUCAGCAACAGCAAUUCCAGCAGGCAUAUCUGCAGCAAUACCAGCAACCCUCCGUCCUGGUGGGAUUAUUCACUCCUCAACUGCAGGCCCAGCCACUGGCAGCACCUCCGCCGCAGGCUGGGCAUUUUAGCCUGCCCUUCAGGCCCUCGCCCUUCGCCGGAUAUACGGAUGACGGAGAUGAGCAUUUAGCCCAGGGGCAGGGCAACGGCAUUCAAGAGCAAACGGCGCAGCGGGAACUGGAGGAGCCGACCUUCCAUGAGCAUGCCUAUAAUAAUAAGCCAGCGGCAGAGGGAUCGCAGCAGCCAAGGGGCUACGUCUAUCUAUCGCCUAGUAAUGCCUAUAAUCUAGUAAGAACUUAGGUUACAGAGCGCACAUAAAUAUCACCUUUUUUUGUGUUAGUUCUUAAGUUAUUGUAUACCAAAUAUCAAUCAGUCUCGUUGGCUUGAAUUCCAACUACAUAAAGCAGAAACUAUAUCGUGAAGUAAAGUCAGGCUCUUCAUAUGCGAGUUUGUAAAGUUGUAUGUGGAUACCCAGCCCAAGUCAAAAUCCGAGUCAAAGCCCCAGGUUCAUUUUCCAUGGCAA
Drosophila simulans is the source of this 1478-nucleotide messenger RNA. RefSeq names its product ATP-dependent RNA helicase DHH1. The record is from RefSeq and is a predicted model, not a curated record. Bases 608 to 1255 code for a protein of 215 amino acids. Lineage: Eukaryota; Metazoa; Arthropoda; Insecta; Diptera; Drosophilidae. The transcript has a single exon.